UUGAUUCCCGAACCAAGGCCCCACUUGUCAGAACAGAAAACCCGCGCAUCCAGCCGCGUGUCUUUUGAUCUCUCUUUCUGAUUUUUGCAACGGCAACGAUGCAGCCGCGGGAAGAACGACACGAAAGCCGUUGCAGCUUCCUUCGCUUCGAAUAACGCAAGUUUCCCUUUCUUUGCUUUGCGAGGUUGAGAUUACUCUUAGAACAAUCCAACGGCCGAGAUGUUGCAAGAUCUCGGCAUCGAAGCCAAUGAAGCUGCCGUACGAGAGGUGGCGAAGCUGCUGCCCUUGCCGGAGCUCUUGGCGUCCAUCUAUUCCAUCAAAUCCGACUACGUCCAGCGCCAACAGGCAAACGACGGACAACUCAGUACGAUGGUUGCAGAGCAGGUUGGACAAGCACAAUCUGGGCUAGAAUCAUUGGCCAUGUCACAAAAGACGAUAAACCAGCUCCGCGACAACUUUUUGUCCAUCGAAAAAUUGUGUCAAGAAUGCCAAACACUGAUUCAAAACCAUGAUCAGAUAAAACUCCUCAGCAAUGCUAGGAACAACUUGAACACUACUCUGAAGGAUGUAGAGGGAAUGAUGUCAAUUUCUGUUGAAGCUGCCGAAGCACAUAAUUCUCUUAGUGACGAUAAAGAACUAAUUCGUACAUAUGAGAGAUUAACAGCACUUGAUGGUAAGAGGAGGUUCGCAUUAGCAGCGGUGGCAUCUCACAAGGAGGAGGUUGGGAGGCUUAGAGAAUAUUUUGAAGAUGUUGAUCGGACCUGGGAGACAUUUGAAAAGACAUUAUGGAGCCAUAUUUCCAACUUCUAUAAACUUGCAAAAGAAAGCCCUCAGACUUUGGUCCGAGCUCUGAGGGUAGUUGAAAUGCAAGAGAUCAUAGACCAACAGCUGGCUGAGGAAGCAGCUGAGGCUGAAGGAGGUGGUGCCAUGGCAUCAAUUACAAAUCCCCGUCGAACUGCCAAAAAGUCCACUGGGGCAACAGCUUCUCCUAGAAACGCAAUGCAAGAGAAGAAGGGCCAGGGGAAAGGUUUCAAAGACAAAUGCUAUGAGCAAAUUGGGAAAACUGUUGAAGCACGGUUUGACAAGCUGUUGUCGGAGCUUGUUUUUGAGGAUCUAAAAGUUGCUUUGGAGGAAGCUAAAACGAUUGGUGAGGAGCUUGGCGAUAUUUAUGACUACGUGGCUCCUUGUUUUCCUCCUAGAUAUGAAAUCUUCCAACUCAUGGUUAAUCUCUACACCGAGAGGUUUAUUCAGAUGCUUCGACUGCUCAGUGACAGGGCUGAUAAUCUAACAAAUAUAGAAAUUCUAAAGGUAACUGGUUGGGUAGUUGAAUACCAAGAUAAUCUGAUUGGACUUGGUGUCGAUGAGUCUUUAGCCCAAGUUUGUUCAGAGAGUGGUGCAAUGGAUCCUCUUAUGAAUGCAUACGUUGAACGGAUGCAAGCGACCACAAGGAAAUGGUACAUGAAUAUUCUAGAGGCUGAUAAGGUACAACCACCAAAGAAAACAGAUGAUGGGAAGCUAUACACACCAGCUGCUGUUGAUUUAUUUAGGAUUUUGGGGGAGCAGGUGCAAAUUGUUCGUGAGAAUAGCACUGAUGUCAUGUUGUAUCGAAUUGCUCUUGCCCUUAUUCAGGUAAUGAUUGAUUUUCAAGCAGCUGAGCAGAAGAGACUUGAUGAACCAGCUUCUGAAUUGGCUUUAGAGCCUUUGUGUGCAAUGAUCAACAACAAUCUGCGCUGCUAUGACCUUGCAAUGGAACUGAGCAACAGUACUGUGGAGGCUCUUCCGCAGAACUAUGCCGAGCAGAUAAACUUUGAGGAUACUUGCAAAGGUUUCCUUGAGGUUGCAAAGGAAGCUGUACACCUAACUGUUAAUGUUAUUUUUGAAGACCCUGGAGUCCAGGAGUUACUGGCCAAGCUUUACCAAAAAGACUGGUCCGAAGGUAUGGUUACUGAGUACCUAGUCGCAACCUUUGGCGACUAUUACACAGAUGUAAAGAUGUACAUUGAAGAAAGAUCAUUCAGGAGGUUUGUUGAAGCUUGCCUGGAGCAAACAGUUAUUCUUUAUGUUGACCAUCUCUUAUCACAGAGGAAUUACAUCAAGGAAGAAACAAUCGAGCGGAUGAAGCUCGAUGAAGAGAUCCUCACGGAAUUCUUUAGGGAGUACAUCAAUGCAUCGAAAGUUGAAAACAGAGUGAGCGUUAUGAGUGAGUUACGUGAGCUUGCUUCAGCUGAAAGCCUGGACACCUUCACUCUCAUUUACACCAACAUACUCGAACAUCACCCUGAUUGCCCGCCUGAUGUUGUCGAGAAGCUGGUGGGAUUGCGAGAAGGAAUACCACGGAAGGAUGCCAAAGAGGUUGUACAAGAUUGCAAGGAAAUAUAUGAGAACUCUCUUGUAGAUGGCAGGCCGACAAAGACAGGUUUUGUCUUCGGAAAGGUGAAAUGCCUCUCGGCUUCCAAAGCUUCUCUUUGGAGGAAGCUGACUUAAUUGUUCUUUCUAUGCAAUCUUUUAUGAUUGGGAAAUGCUAGUAAAUCUGAACUUUUCUGUCAAUGUACUUGCAAUACUAAGAACAACCAAAACAUGGACGGCACAUACUUGAUUUUGGUUAAUGGCCUCACUGGUUUGUGUUUAAAUAACUGAGCUUUUUUCUU
This is a messenger RNA of Magnolia sinica, 2648 nucleotides long. Its product is annotated as exocyst complex component SEC6. The record is from RefSeq and is a predicted model, not a curated record. Gene Ontology annotation, biological process: exocytosis; exocyst localization. The transcript is spliced from 26 exons. Gene Ontology annotation, cellular component: exocyst. Gene Ontology annotation, molecular function: SNARE binding. Lineage: Eukaryota; Viridiplantae; Streptophyta; Magnoliopsida; Magnoliales; Magnoliaceae. The coding region runs from base 220 to 2484 and encodes 754 amino acids.